This is a messenger RNA of Macrosteles quadrilineatus (aster leafhopper), 698 nucleotides long. RefSeq names its product peptidoglycan recognition protein 3-like. The transcript is spliced from 3 exons. Lineage: Eukaryota; Metazoa; Arthropoda; Insecta; Hemiptera; Cicadellidae. Gene Ontology annotation, biological process: peptidoglycan catabolic process. Bases 69 to 536 code for a protein of 155 amino acids. The record is from RefSeq and is a predicted model, not a curated record. Gene Ontology annotation, molecular function: N-acetylmuramoyl-L-alanine amidase activity; zinc ion binding.
UUUACUUCAACAGAAUACUUAUAAAAUGUUGAAAGUUUAGGAUAAACUCAUAUUUUGUACGGAUUUUAAUGUCAACCUUAAAGAUUCUUGAGAGAAAAGAAUGGGGUGCUUUAGCUCCAAAAAGAACUACUCCAAUGAUCCACCCCAUCUUAGAGGCGAUUUUCUCUUAUAUAGAAGUCAGAGAUUUGGUGGACAUGCAGAUAGUAAAGAAGGCACAACAACUCCAUAUGGACGUCAAAGGUUUUGAUGAUAUUGAAUGUAGCUUUGUGAUUGGGAGAGAUGGAACUAUAUAUGAAGGAAGAGGUUGGUUCAACCAGCCUGAGGAACGAGACAGUACAAAUGGAGGGAACUAUUUGGACAUCGCGUUUAUUGGACGAGUAAAAGGUAAGCCCGGGGACGACCCAUCCUUAAUAGCAAUGCUGGAAUUACUACAGUUUGGAGUCGACAACAGAUAUUUGGACGAAAACUUUUACAUGAUCGGGAAUAAUUUCCCUAAGCAGUUUAAUGAACGAAUGAAGUGUAAUGAAGAAGCUUAAGAAGCAUAGGACUUCAAAGUGGACUCAAGCAGUAAUGUUAUCUGUAUGUAUUUUGUGACGGGUGGGUGUUUUUGACUGAAACAAUAUCACGAAAAAUAUUAAGUAUAUUUAUCAAAAUAUAUUGAAUAAGCUAGGUUAUAAACGAAAUAUGGAACAAAUACU